Messenger RNA from Callorhinus ursinus (northern fur seal), 3042 nucleotides. RefSeq names its product EH domain containing 2 (gene EHD2). The record is from RefSeq and is a predicted model, not a curated record. Gene Ontology annotation, molecular function: protein binding; calcium ion binding; GTP binding. NCBI's taxonomy places the organism in Eukaryota, Metazoa, Chordata, Mammalia, Carnivora, Otariidae. Gene Ontology annotation, biological process: endosomal transport; endocytosis. Gene Ontology annotation, cellular component: cytoplasm; plasma membrane.
CCGGACCUCGACCACAGGCCGCUCCGCGGGCGCCUCGGAUCCCCGCGGGACCCCUGUCCAGCCCGCCGCCCGUGCAGCCGCCUGCGCGCCCCAUCGGCAGCUCUCCCCUGCCCCUCUCCCUCGGCGAGACCAGCGGCAGCGUGCAGCCACCAUGUUCAGCUGGCUGAAGCGGGGCGGCGCGCGGGGCCAGCAGCCUGAGGCCAUCCGCACUGUGACCUCGUCCCUCAAGGAGCUCUACCGCACCAAGCUGCUGCCUCUCGAGGAGCACUAUCGAUUCGGCGCCUUCCACUCGCCGGCCCUGGAGGAUGCCGAUUUCGACGGCAAGCCCAUGGUCCUGGUGGCUGGCCAGUACAGCACGGGCAAGACCAGCUUCAUCCAGUACCUGCUGGAGCAGGAGGUGCCAGGCUCCCGCGUGGGGCCUGAGCCCACCACCGACUGCUUCGUGGCUGUCAUGCACGGGGACACCGAGGGCACUGUGCCGGGCAACGCCCUUGUGGUUGACCCUGACAAGCCCUUCCGCAAGCUCAACCCUUUCGGGAACACCUUCCUCAACAGGUUCAUGUGCGCCCAGCUCCCCAAUCAGGUCCUGGAGAGCAUCAGUAUCAUUGACACUCCGGGCAUCCUGUCAGGCGCCAAGCAGAGAGUGAGCCGGGGCUACGACUUCCCGGCCGUGCUGCGCUGGUUCGCGGAGCGCGUGGACCUCAUCAUCCUGCUCUUCGACGCGCACAAGCUGGAGAUCUCCGACGAGUUCUCCGAGGCCAUCGGCGCCCUGCGGGGCCAUGAGGACAAGAUCCGCGUGGUGCUCAACAAGGCGGACAUGGUUGAGACCCAGCAGCUGAUGCGCGUCUACGGGGCGCUCAUGUGGGCGCUGGGCAAGGUGGUGGGCACGCCCGAGGUGCUGCGCGUCUACAUCGGCUCCUUCUGGUCCCAGCCCCUCCUGGUGCCCGACAACCGGCGCCUCUUCGAGCUGGAGGAGCAGGACCUCUUCCGCGACAUCCAGGGCCUGCCCCGCCACGCCGCCCUGCGCAAGCUCAACGACCUAGUGAAGAGGGCCCGGCUGGUGCGGGUUCACGCGUACAUCAUCAGCUACCUGAAGAAGGAGAUGCCCUCCGUAUUUGGGAAGGAGAACAAGAAGAAGCAGCUGAUCCUCAAGUUGCCCGUCAUCUUUGCCAAGAUCCAGCUAGAGCAUCACAUAUCUCCCGGUGACUUCCCGGACUGCCAGAAGAUGCAGGAGCUGCUGAUGGCUCACGACUUCACCAAAUUCCACUCGCUGAAGCCAAAGCUGCUGGAGGCCCUGGACGAGAUGCUGACCCACGACAUCGCCAAGCUCAUGCCCCUCCUGCGGCAGGAAGAGCUGGAGAGCACCGAGGUGGGCGUGCAGGGCGGCGCUUUCGAGGGCACCCACAUGGGCCCGUUCGUGGAGCGGGGGCCCGAUGAGGCCCUGGAGGACGGCGAGGAGGGCUCGGACGACGAGGCCGAGUGGGUGGUGACCAAGGACAAGUCCAAGUACGACGAGAUCUUCUACAACCUGGCGCCCGCCGAUGGCAAGCUGAGCGGCACCAAGGCCAAGACCUGGAUGGUGGGCACCAAGCUCCCCAACUCGGUGCUGGGGCGCAUCUGGAAGCUGAGUGACGUCGACCGGGACGGCAUGCUGGAUGACGAGGAGUUCGCCCUGGCCAGCCACCUCAUCGAGGCCAAGCUCGAGGGCCACGGGCUGCCCACCAACCUGCCCCGCCGCCUGGUGCCGCCCUCCAAGCGGCGCCACAAGGGCUCUGCAGAGUGAGCCAGCCACUGCCUGCCGGCCCUCCCUCCCUCUUGCCCUGCUGUGGCUCCCCAGCACCAGCUGGCUGCACGCACACCCCCGCCCCAGCCUGCACGCACGCUGCCUGCCCACCUUCUCAGCUGUAAGGAUGGGGGUCUCUCUACUCCCCUCUGCCAGACAGUGGGGACCAGGGGAGGGGCAAGGCUUCUCUGCCUGGCCUUGCAUCUCUACCCUCACGUACACUUAGGCACAUCCCGUUGACAUUAACACACACACGCACAGAGCCAUUGAUUCAGUCAUCGUUCGUUCAAGUAUUUAUUGAGCACGUACUAUGUUUGGAUGUGCAGGGCUUGUUCUGGGCACUGGGGAGUACCCCAGAGAGCAAAACAGACACGUGUAUCUGCCCUCAAGGGGCUGAUACCCACGCAGUCACACAAACACACACAGACACAGGCCCUAACCAGCCCGAUCCCCAAUUCUGGGCAGGACCCCUUGCCUCUCCCCAUAGUCCAGUGGCCCCUUGUUUGAAAUAACAAACACAAAGGCCCCCUUCCCCACUUCUUGCCCAUCCGGGCAAGGACCGCCCCUCCCCCCAAACUCCAUCCUGUUCUCAGGCCUUGGGACCACUGGGGGCUCAGAGGGGAGACACAACCUCCUACUCCGUCGGAGGGACCCCUCUUCAGCCCCUCCGCCCAGUUCUGGUUACACCCCUUUCUGUACUAAGAAUUCUUAGCAGACAGAAAAGCCCCUUCGAUCCUUGCUUCGCCCAGACUCUGCCCACUUUGAGGUAUUUUUGGCCUCGGCCCACAGGGCCCUGGUUUGAAAACCCAGCCUGGCUGCCCCCGCCCCAGGCUCCCCACAGCUGGUGGCCUGAAUUGUAGACUGCGGGAGCACAGCCUUUCUGCCAUCAGCCCAUAUUUAAGUAGAGCCCCCACCAGAUAUAAAGGCGCCAGGGCUUUAUUUUAGUCCCCCUUUCAGGGAUGCGUGGCGGGGGGGGCUCUUGGUGCUACAGCUCUCCCUUCUCCUCCCUAAAGGGACCCCUCACGUCCCGCCCUCCACCCAUCCGUACCUUCACCACUUAUUAGUGCUUGACCCUGGUGGGGAACCCCAUGGAAAAGAUGGGGAAGGGUGACAUAGGUGGGGACGACGCCCCCCCCCCACGAUGCUCGCGGGGAUUUCCACACCCACCAUCACCCCCCCCCACCGCCAUGCCGAGGAGGGGCCUGUGAACCGAACAGCGAACGUUCCCACAGAGCAAAUAAAGCCAAGGCUUCUAGCCA